AUGUAUGAGAAGCAAGGGGAUGAAGGGGAUGAAGGGGAUGAAGGGGAUGAAGGGGAUGAAGGGGAUGAAGGGGAUGAAGGGGAUGAAAUCCUCAUUCGAUGUAAUUACGCUGCCGGGUUUGGGAAUGUGGAGUUGCAGUUCUGCCCGUCAACGCAUAAGUGGACGGCGCGAUACUGCCAAGAAAACGUCAAGGACGACGAUAGAAAAUGCGACACGAGUUACGGAGUGACCAAGUGCUACUGCGACGAGGACGACUGCAACCCGGCCUCCCUCUCGCGCGUCAGUCCAUUCCUGUUGCCUUUCGCCUCCCUCGCCUGGAUGGCGACUCGAUUCCUGGAUGCGUGAGAGCGGGCCCUCGGCCCGCCCUCGGCAGCGCGGGAUGCACGUGUGUGAAUUCGAGCCAUGUGAUUGGACGAGACCUCUGAUUGGACGAGGAUAUCCCUUGCACUCUUCUAGGGUUAUUUUACGGUACCUUGAUUUUCGAGCAAUAAAACCAGCAAUCCGUUCA
This is a messenger RNA of Darwinula stevensoni, 508 nucleotides long. The record is from the annotation of a GenBank genome assembly. Lineage: Eukaryota; Metazoa; Arthropoda; Ostracoda; Podocopida; Darwinulidae.